AUGGUCGGCUCAAAGGACCUGCAGCCUUCAAACGCUCGUUUUUUCCCCAAUGUCUUCUUCCACAAUCAAUUUCGUGCGAAGCCUGAAUGGCCAUCACAAACCACCAACCUCUCCGACAAGGUCGCCAUCAUCACCGGAGGCAACGCUGGACUCGGUCUCGAGGCCGCCAGCCAACUCUUGUCAUUCAAACUAUCACAUCUCAUCCUUGCCGUGCGUUCGACUAAGAAAGGAGAAGCAGCUGCCAAACAACUCCUGUCGCAGUACCCCAAAGCAAAAAUUGAGAUAUGGCCGCUGGAUAUGAGCUCGAUGGAUUCCAUCCGGGCUUUUGCUCGACGCGUCGAUACCGAUUUAUCUCGCCUGGACAUGGUUGUCCUCAAUGCCGGCGUACGCAAGCUUUCCUUCGAUACCGUUCGUAGCACCGGCCACGAGGAAACUAUCCAGAUCAACUACUUGUCAACUGUGCUACUCACCAUCCUUCUACUUCCUAGUCUCAAGAGCAAAUCUCCACCCGGGACCGCAGGUCGGUUAACAAUUGUUAACGCCGCACUUGCUCUCGCUGCUAAGUUUCCCAAUCGGAACGAAGUGCCCCUCCUGCCAUCCUUCGAUGACCCCAAGUACUUUGACCCCAUCGAUCGCUACAAUUCGUCCAAGGUCCUUGCGCACAUGUUUCUCUGGAAACUCGUCGACUAUGUCUCGGCCAACGAUGUUAUCGUGAAUCUACCAGAUCCAGGCUUCGUCAAGGGCACAGACCUGACCCGGGACGCCCGCGGGGGGCAAAAGGUAGCCGCCGCACUCUUCGGCGCGAUCACUGGUAGAACUAAGAAGGAUGGCGCUUCGACGUAUCUGGACGCCCUUGUGAACAAAGGAUCGGAGUCACAUGGAUGUUUUAUCAUGAGUUGGCAGAUCCACCCAUUCGCCGGCUUCUUAUACACACCCGAGGGAAAGGAGAUUACAGAAAGACUCUGGGAGGAAACACUGAGCGAAUUUGAUUUCGCUGGUGUUCGUGGUAUUCUGGAUUCCAUGAAACGAACUUGA
Molecule: messenger RNA, 1035 nt
Organism: Letharia columbiana
Lineage: Eukaryota; Fungi; Ascomycota; Lecanoromycetes; Lecanorales; Parmeliaceae
Exons: 2
Coding region: 1-1035 (344 amino acids)
Source: RefSeq, a predicted model, not a curated record